This is a messenger RNA of Andrographis paniculata, 675 nucleotides long. Its product is annotated as dolichol-phosphate mannose synthase subunit 3. The record is from RefSeq and is a predicted model, not a curated record. The transcript has 4 exons. Gene Ontology annotation, cellular component: endoplasmic reticulum membrane; dolichol-phosphate-mannose synthase complex. The coding region runs from base 169 to 474 and encodes 101 amino acids. NCBI's taxonomy places the organism in Eukaryota, Viridiplantae, Streptophyta, Magnoliopsida, Lamiales, Acanthaceae. Gene Ontology annotation, biological process: GPI anchor biosynthetic process.
CUGCCAUUCUCCUCUCCGCUCGGCCGUCGUCUUCCACUUCUUCAAAUAGUCGUCAGUCAGCUCUUUCUCUUAAGGUGCAAUCGUCUUCUUCAAAUUGGAUUUAGCUUUUUUCUAGGUUUUUCGUCCAUUAGUUGUUCCACUAGAAAUUUAAUCAAACAUGUUGUGCACAUGUUCUUAAAGGCUGCCUCUAAGAUAGAAGAGCCAAUGAAGCACAUUGUGAAGAUUAUGUCAUUGUUGGUGGCCAUGUCGGCUGUUUGGAUUAGCCUUUUGCAAGCAUCUAUACUUCCAAAGAGCUAUACAUGGCAGCUGCCCAUCUACUUCGUCGUAUCGCUCGGAUGCUAUGGUCUGUUAAUGGUUGGAGUUGGUUUGAUGCACUUUCCUGUUUGCCCUCAAGAAGCCAUUUUGUUACAACAGGAUAUCGUUGAAGCAAAGGAAUUCCUCAAGGAGAAAGGCGUUGAUGUUGGUUCGAACUGAGCGUCGCCGGGCGAUGGACGGACAUAUUUACAUUUGGUAACAGCUGCCGAAUGUUGUUACAGUUAUAAAAGGUGUGUUAUUUUGACAAAGGGGGAAUUAUUUUUACUGGAUUUGGCACUGUAGAGAUGAAAUUUAACUUGUAAGCAAUAGAAUUAAUAUUUUUGGAUAUCAGUUCCUUGCAAUAGAGAUCGAUUUUAUGGC